UGCGAUCAGAAAUGCUUCGAAGACUUUUCCAAUCCGAUUCAUUUUUCUUUUUUGUUUCUAUUGGCAUGCACACGUAAUUACGCAUCGAGCAAAAAUACAUAGUUAUCUUAUCUUAAAGAGUAAAGAUCGUCCUAGAAGGUCCUCACAAAAUGGCGUCGUCUUCGUCAUCGUCUGCAACUCCGGCACCCAAGUUUGAUGUGUUCUUAAGCUUUCGAGGACAAGACACCCGCAAAAAUAUUGUCAGCCAUUUAUACGCGGCACUUUGUAGAAAGGGUUUAUAUACUUAUAAAGACGAUGAGGAGAUGGAGAAGGGAGACUCAAUUCCAGACGAACUCAUCAAAGCCAUCAAUACUUCCAGGUUCUUCAUAGUUGUAAUCUCAGAAAAGUAUGAUAAUUCGUACUGGUGCUUGGAGGAGCUCCGGGCUAUAAUGGAGGUGGCAGCGGUCAAGCGAAAGGAAGACAUCAGUGUGCUGAUUCCAAUCUUCUAUAGAGUUAAACCAGGUAGCAUCAAUCGCGAAAACUUAACCGCUGCGUUUUCUGCCAUGAAACAUCCACCGAUGGAGGAAACGGCUAUGAUUGACGAAUGGGAAAAGACUCUCAGUCAACUAGCCAAUUUAGCAAGCUACCUCUUCAGCAACCUUGUGGACGAGGCAGCCAUGAUUGAAAAGGUUGUCGAAAAGAUAUCAGAGCGGCGGUUCGCUGAGGAGGUGAGAGAUCAUCCCAAUUUAGUUGGAAUGAGAAGUCACAUGGAAGGCUUAGCUUCUCUGUUGGAAAUGGAAUCAGAGGACGAGGUUCGAAUCAUAGGAAUAUCAGGAAUGGAAGGAGUAGGUAAAACCACCAUUGCAGACUACCUCUACCGCCAGUUUUCCAGUCGGUUCUCAGAACAUUGUUUUAUCUAUGAUGUUAAGAGUAUCUGUCGGAGUACAGGUCAAUCGUACCUGGAGCAACACUUCCUCUCAGAAAUUCUCCGUAUUAAACCUAAAAGGCUGGCAAGGAAGGGAGCUGGAUCGCAUUCCAUAAAAGAAAGACUCAGGAACCGGAAAGUGUUUGCUGUUCUUGAUAAUGUCGAUAAAGUGGAGCAAAUACAUGGCCUGGCAAAAGACAAGAGCUGGUUCGGCCCGGGGAGCCGUGUCAUUAUCAUCACACGAGACAAGGGUCUGCUCGACACAUGCGGGGUAGAAAUUGUGUAUCCAGUAAAAUGCUUGAGCUCAAAAGAUGCCCUCCAGAUGUUUAAGCAGAUUGUUUUUAAAGGAACCGAUCCUCCUGCUUGUUUCGAGCAACUCUUGACUAGAGUUUCUCGGCUUGCCUAUGGCCUUCCCUCUGCCAUCAUACGUUACAGCUCACUGUGUGAUUGGCACACGAAGACCGAAGCUGAAUGGGAAAAAUUGGUGAGCAGAUAUGAAGAAAGUCCUCACAAGAAUAUUGUGGAUAUUUUGAAAAGCAGCUAUGCAGAGUUGCAUCAAGUGGAUAAACUUGCUUUCCUUUACGUUGCAUGUCUGUUUAACGGAGCCGAUAUCAAACGGGUGAGUGAUCUUCUUGAUGAUGGUAGUGAAUCUAGAAUUCAAGUUUUAGUGGAGAAAUCUCUCGUCGACAUAUCACCUCAGGGAUGUAUAAACAUGAAUACACUAGUAGAAAAUAUGGGAAGAGAAACCGUUGUUGAAGAAUCUGAUCGUACCCCGACUAAGCAAAGAAUUUUGUGGGAACCUAGGAGAAUCUACAGCGUCCUGCGAGACGAAAGCGGUACAAGGAAGAUUGAAGGCCUAGCACUACCCAUGUGUAAGAUGCCUUACGUGUUAGAGAUUGAGAGAAGAAGUUUUAGGAAGAUGUAUAGUGUGAAGUUUCUUAAAUUCCACACGCGCAAUAAAACAUCCAAGUUGCAGCUUUCACCCACAGCCAGGCUACCCGACAUGCUUAAGUUACUACAUUGGGAUGCCUAUCCAUCGAGAGCCCUACCUUCCGAAUUUUUAUCCGGCUUUCUCGUUGAACUCACUCUUCGUUGCAGUAGACUUCAGUUCCUCUCAAAGACAAAUCUGGACCUUCGGAAGUUGAAGAGACUAGAUGUGAGCGAAUCCAAGGAACUGAAAGAACUUCCAGAUCUUUCAGGGGCAAAUCAACUUGAGGAGUUGGUUGUGGAAGGCUGCAAGAGUCUUACAUUUCUCAAAGAUCUUCCACAGAGCCUCAACUCUCUGAAUGCACACGGCUGUAAUUCCUUGGAGACUGUUUCCUUACCCUCCAAUCACUCUAUAAAACACAUCGAUCUUAGCGAUUGCUCUCCACUGAACAAUGAUCAAGAGCUGAUCACUCACUUCCUAACCCAGGGACAACAUGACCAAGAGACUUUGCUGCGAUUUGCUUGCAUACCGCAAACUACAAUGCCCAGUUACUUAGAUAACUGCUGCCCUCGGCUCUCCCCCAACCUUAUGGGUUUCUCUGCCGGUAUCAUGGUUGCUUGCAGCGGACCCUACCAUCUCAAGUUUUCGGAGUCUUCUUAUAGUUGGAACUGUGAGGAAUUUUCGAUUAACCUCAAACCACAGCUUUACCCGGAUUUAGACAGGGUGGAAGAGGAAGCUAUGAAUUACCUGGUAAUCAUCCAAGUCUUAAGUAGCAUUAAUAACAACCAACCUCGCAGUUUUCUACUUGAACUUCCAUCCAGGUUCAACUCUCCACCCGUCGAGAUAAGAGAAACUAGAGUUCACAUGUUCCAUUGAGUUUCUUUUUUCAAACUUCAUCCCAUUUCUUUACUUUCCAUUCGAUACAAUGAGAUUAUUAUUACUUUCCAUUGAGUUUUUUUUUUUUCAAAUGUCAUCCCAUUUCUUUACAAGACCAUACGCUCAUAUAUAUUUUUUUGUGAUACAA
Molecule: messenger RNA, 2856 nt
Organism: Raphanus sativus (radish)
Lineage: Eukaryota; Viridiplantae; Streptophyta; Magnoliopsida; Brassicales; Brassicaceae
Product: disease resistance protein RPP5
Exons: 5
Coding region: 150-2708 (852 amino acids)
Biological process (GO): signal transduction; defense response
Molecular function (GO): ADP binding
Source: RefSeq, a predicted model, not a curated record